AUGUCGCGACGACCAGCCCCCAACCCGGCCGCUGAGCGCGCCGCGCAGAACCAGCAGACCAUCAAGAGCCUGCUGAAGCUGGAGCCCAACAAGGUCUGCGCCGACUGCAAGCGAAACAAGCACCCCCGCUGGGCAUCGUGGAACCUCGGCGUUUUCGUCUGCAUCCGCUGUUCGGGCAUCCACCGUGGCAUGGGCACGCACAUCUCGCGCGUCAAGUCCGUCGACCUCGACUCCUGGACCGACGAGCAGCUCAAGAGCAUACUCGAAUGGGGCAACUCGCGCGCCAACAAGUACUGGGAGGCCAAGCUGGCGGCCGGCCACGUGCCGUCCGAGGCCAAGAUCGAAAACUUUAUCCGCACCAAGUACGAGAUGAAGCGGUGGGUCAUGGACGGGGGCAUCCCGGCGGACUUGUCGACUCUGGACGCCGACGGCGACGACGACAUCCCCCUGAGCAUCGUCAAGGAGAAGCAGGCCAUCGACCGCAAGGAGUCCAUCCGCAAGGCGUCCAUCGGCAGGUCCGCCAAACCAGCCUCAGCCUCGGCCGCGCCAGCUGCACCCGCUGCCUCCAUCGAUCUUAUCGGCGGCGGCUUUGAUGCUGCGCCCAUCUCGUCAACGCCACCCCCACGGGCCAGCACAGCUGGCCCCCCGGCCGCACGCAUACCGCCCAAGGCCGAUGCGGCACCGCCAAAGACUACGCCCGCCGCCGCUGCCAACAACAACAACGCAAAGGACUCUCUGCUGGGUCUCGACUUUUUCGGCAGCGCACAGCCUGCGGCGCCUGCACGGCCGUCGAGCACGACGGGCACUGCGGGCGGUGCCUCUGCGGCCCAGUCGCGGCCGGAUCUCAAGCAAUCCAUCCUCUCCCUUUAUGCUACGGCACCCCGAGUCCAGCAGCAGCAGCAGCAGCAGCAACAACAACAGCAAAACGUGAGUGGCUUUGGCGGUAUGCCUUCACCAGGUCAGAAUGCCGGCGGCGGGUUUGUCGAUGCAUUUAGCAGCCUGAGCUUCUCGUCCACGCCGGCCGCACCGGCCGCCAUCUCACCGAAGCCAGUUGAUGCCUUUGCUGGUCUCUCGGGCUUCACCAACGCGGGCGCUACCCGCUCCCCCCCGCCCGCCGCAUCCUCGUCUGCCUUUGGUGGUCUGGGCGGUGGCAGUUUCUUUGACAACAAGCCGGCGGCUGCACCCGCACAGCCGCCCAAGCCGGCAGCGACUUCGGCGUCGUCGUCGUCGUCGGCCUUUGGCGGCCUUGGCGGCUUCGACGCCUUCUCCUCCUCUCCCUCGCCGCCCGCGGCCAAGCCUGCCGCCGCUCCCGCAUCCGGCGCCUUUGGCGACCUGUUUGACUUUUCUGCACCGGCCCCGGCCGCUCCUGCUGCCACAUCACCACCACCCGCAGCGGCUGUGAGUCCGCCGCCCGGCGCGUCCGCGUCCAUGAACUCUGUGUUCAACCUGAGCCAGCCUGCCGCCAAGACCGCCGUCAGCCCACCCACGGCCACGGCCGCCGCCGCCACCAGCCCGCUGGCCAGCGUCAGCGCCAACUGGGGCAACUCGGACGUUUGGGGCAGCAACGACGGCUGGGGCUCGUCAGCGCCUGCGCCGGCCGGCGCUGCCGCCGCGCCUGCGAUCACGACUACCUCGUCCUUUCAGAACACGGGCCUCGGCAAGGCCUCCACGGCCAACGACUUUGGCUGGGGUGGCAGCGGCAGCGGCGGCAGCGGCGGGGGGGCCGGCGCUGGUACCGGCGCUUCGUUUGCCAACCAGAGCAUUGUCCCUGGUGCCGGCGGCGGAUUUGCGCCUGCGCCCAAGGUCGCUGCGGACGAGGAGUUUGGUGGCUGGUCGUCGAGCACGGCGGCUGCCGCCAACAACGGCGUGAAGCCUGCGGCGGGUUUCGGCGCCAACGAGGACCUGUUUUCCAACGUGUGGAACUAG
Sporothrix brasiliensis 5110 is the source of this 1926-nucleotide messenger RNA. Its product is annotated as stromal membrane-associated protein. The record is from RefSeq and is a predicted model, not a curated record. Gene Ontology annotation, biological process: endoplasmic reticulum to Golgi vesicle-mediated transport; intra-Golgi vesicle-mediated transport; endocytosis. Lineage: Eukaryota; Fungi; Ascomycota; Sordariomycetes; Ophiostomatales; Ophiostomataceae. The transcript is spliced from 2 exons. Gene Ontology annotation, molecular function: metal ion binding; GTPase activator activity. Gene Ontology annotation, cellular component: Golgi apparatus. The coding region runs from base 1 to 1926 and encodes 641 amino acids.